Tauraco erythrolophus (red-crested turaco) is the source of this 747-nucleotide messenger RNA. The record is from RefSeq and is a predicted model, not a curated record. Lineage: Eukaryota; Metazoa; Chordata; Aves; Musophagiformes; Musophagidae.
CUAGCUGAAGCUGCGAUUAAAAGAAUGGAGAAAGAUGCAGAAGCACUAAAGGCAGCCAGAGCAGAACUCUGUGAAGCGAGACGGCAGUGGCACCACAUGCAGAUCGAAAUUGAAUCUCUCCACGCUGUGGAAAAGGGUUUGGAACGUUCAUUGCGUGCCACAGAGCAGCAGUACCACAUGCAACUACAAAAUUUAGAAGCUGAGAUUGAAUGCUUAGAGAAAGAGCUACUGGGAGUGAGAAGAGGUAUUGAGAAACAGCUUCAGGAGCAUGAAAUUCUCCUGAACACGAGGAUGAAACUGGAGGAGGAGAUAGCAACGUACCGCAGCCUGCUUGAGCAAGAAGAAAACAGGUUUCGCUGCUCCGUGCCCGAGCAGAAGGAUGACACAAAGCCUGCGAGUAGCAAGAUUGCCUUUACGCUGCCUUCAGAUGGUGCACAGGAGCAUGAAACUGAGAAGGUGGAACUGAUGAGGAAACAAGCAGUCCUAGAGGGAAAUGCUGUGAAAGCAAGCGCAGAAGCUCACGGCACUGUGCAGACAGAAAAAGUGGAUGAAGUUAUUAAAGAGUGGGAAGGUUCUUUCUUUAAGGACAACCCUCGCUUAAGGAAAAAAUCCGUGUCACUGCGCUUUGAUCUCCACCUGGCAGCGACCGACGAAGGAUGUUUGCACACUAAAAAGAAAACUCUUCCCGACAUUGAGGUCAGGCUGGUCAUGAGGAGGUCUUGCAGUAUUCCUUCUAUCAAACCCUAA